AUGUAUCAUCCACCCCGCCUUCCCUCGCCUCUUUCCCGGAUUCCCAACGCCCACUGGUCCGCUCCGUUCUCACGUCUCUGGAUCCUCUGGGUCCGCUUUGUGCGCAAUGAGAACCGGACGCUCUACAGCGCUCACCGCAGGCUUGGUCCCAUCAUCCGUGUCGGGCCCAACGAACUGAGCAUCAAUGAUCUCGAAAGCGUCCGCACUGUCUACCAGGGCGCCUUCGAGAAACCCGCCUGGUACUCGGUCUUUGACAACUAUGGCGUCCCGUGCAUGUUCUCAGCCCACCCUGCGGUAGAGCACUCGGCACGGAAGCGGCUGAUCUCGCAUGUCUACUCCAAGUCGUACAUCCAGUCGAGCGCGACGGCAUCGGCUCAGGCCCGAGUCAUUCUCUUUGAGAGACUGCUGCCGAUUCUUGAGGACUCAGUUGCCGAGUCCCAGCUUCCCCAUGGGAUUGACAUCUACUCCGUUUUCAUGGCAGCGACCAUGGACUUCAUAGCGUCCUUCAUCUUUGGGCUCAGCAAUGGCACCAACUUCCUCGGCGACAAGGCAUAUCGGGACCAUUUUCUCGAGCAGUACAAGGCCCGUAAUGACUACGGGUACUACGACCAGGAGAUGCCACAGCUGACCAGGUUCUGCCGCAAACUCGGCUGCUUUGAUCAGCCCGUCGUUUGGAAUGCGCUUGUCAAUGGGUUGCAGAACGAGGAAGCGAAGAACGGUCAGGCGUCAAUAUUGUACCCGACCGCCUUGUCCAACCUCAAGUUGUCCGUUGCCUCCGAGCUCUUCGACCAUGUCCUAGCUGGCCAGGAAACCGCCGGUUUGACUCUAACCUAUCUCAGCUGGCGGCUGUCCCAGUCGCUGGAGCUCCAGGCUAAGCUUCGAGGGGAACUUUUGAGCCUAUCACCCAAUAUGCAGCUCGACGAAGACGGCACACCAGCAAUGCCAGAUGCCAAGCAGUUGGACAGUUUGCCGCUGCUCCACGCCGUUCUCACGGAAACCCUCCGCCUCCACGCGCCGAUACCCGGCGCGCAACCCCGGCAGACACCAGAGUCAGGCUGCCGAAUUGGGCCCUACCGCGUUCCGGGGGGCGUCAGGAUUGCCGCGCUCGCGUACACUCUGCACCGUGACGAAUCCGUCUUUCCAGAACCCGAGAAAUGGGACCCCACGAGGUGGCUUCCGUCCUGUGCCGGUGAGGAGGACAGGAAGCGGAGGAACAAGCAGUUCUGGGCCUUCAGCUCGGGAGGCAGGAUGUGCAUUGGGUCGAACUUCGCCAUGCAUGGUGAGUUGAGUAUCGCUGAGGUCACGUUCGUGACGAGGUCUCAACAAGAGAGCCACAUCGUAGACGACGACGGCAUGGAGCAAUCCGAUGGUUACACUGGGCGCCCCCGGAACGAAGAACUGUUCCUGCGAUUCGAGAAGGUUGUUGGCAAACAACACCAGCCGCCGUCGACUGCUUGCAAGUAA
Parathielavia appendiculata is the source of this 1464-nucleotide messenger RNA. Its product is annotated as cytochrome P450. The record is from RefSeq and is a predicted model, not a curated record. NCBI's taxonomy places the organism in Eukaryota, Fungi, Ascomycota, Sordariomycetes, Sordariales, Chaetomiaceae. The transcript is spliced from 4 exons. Gene Ontology annotation, molecular function: heme binding; iron ion binding; monooxygenase activity. The coding region runs from base 1 to 1464 and encodes 487 amino acids.